UUGGUGACGCAGCAGCAUGCAACUUGACAGCUGAACAACAAAUGAGCUAAAAUGACGAAAAGAAAAGCGCUGAAAGCUUCUUUAAUGUGACUGUGUGUUCACGUCAACAUGAAGUGAAAGUGUCCUCGUCCCUCUUUCAUCUGUUCAGCGACUUUUUUACCGGACUAAAGGCGGAUUCGUUUUUACAGACAUCAUGUCGUUCGUGGUGGACUCCGUCAUCAUGUUCACCUCCCAGGUGCUGUUCUUUGGAUUUGGUUGGUUAUUCUUUAUGCGGAGACUUUUCAAAGACUAUGAGGUGCGACAGUACAUCGUCCAAGUGGUUUUCUCCAUCACGUUUGCUUUUUCGUGUACCAUGUUUGAGCUCAUCAUAUUUGAGAUUCUAGGUGCCUUAAGUACCAGUUCCAGGUAUUUCCACUGGAAACUGAAUCUGUACGUGAUCCUUCUGGUUCUAAUCUUCGUGGUGCCUUUUUACAUCGGAUACUUUGUCGUCAGCAACAUACGCCUGCUGGCGAGACAGAAGCUUCUGUUCGCCUGCAUGGUGUGGUUUACCUUCAUGUAUUUCUUCUGGAAGCUGGGAGACCCAUUUCCCAUCCUCAGUCCCAAACAUGGCAUCCUGUCCAUCGAGCAGCUCAUCAGUCGAGUUGGUGUGAUCGGCGUUACUCUCAUGGCUCUGCUGUCCGGGUUUGGUGCUGUAAACUGUCCCUACACGUACAUGUCCUAUUUCCUCAGAAAUGUAACAGACAGUGACAUCCUUGCUCUGGAGCGGCGACUGCUCCAAACUAUGGAUAUGAUUGUGAGCAAGAAGAAACGAAUUGCUCUGACGCGGAGGCAGAUGUACCAACGCGGAGAAGACCAGAACAAACAGACUGGAUUUUGGGGCAUGAUCAAGAGUGUUACCUCGACCCAAACAGGCAGCGAAAACCUCUCUCUGAUCCAGCAGGAAGUUGAUGGUCUGGAAGAGCUGAGUCGGCAACUCUUUCUGGAGACUGUUGACCUGCAAGCUACCAAGGAGCGAAUUGAGUACUCGAGGACAUUCCAGGGGAAAUACUUCAACUUCCUCGGCUAUUUCUUUUCCAUCUAUUGUGUUUGGAAAAUCUUCAUGGCCACAAUAAACAUUGUGUUUGACCGAGUGGGGAAAACGGAUCCAGUGACGAGGGGCAUUGAAAUUACAGUGAACUACUUGGGUAUCGAUUUUGAUGUUAAGUUUUGGUCUCAACACAUCUCUUUCAUCCUGGUGGGAAUAAUAAUCGUUACAUCCAUACGUGGCUUACUCAUCACCCUCACCAAGUUCUUCUAUGCAAUAUCAAGCAGCAAGUCAUCCAAUGUCAUCGUGCUCGUCCUGGCUCAGAUAAUGGGGAUGUAUUUCGUAUCAUCAGUCCUGCUGAUGCGCAUGAGCAUGCCGCUGGAGUAUCGCUCCAUUGUGACCGAGGUUCUCGGAGAGCUGCAGUUCAACUUCUAUCACCGCUGGUUUGACGUCAUCUUCCUGGUCAGCGCCCUGUCCAGCAUCCUCUUUCUUUAUCUUGCUCACAAACAGGCACCAGAGAAACACAUGUCCUUCUGAUCUCCUGCACUGCCUCUCCUAUCUCUUUAAUGUGACUCUUGGCCCAAAGGGCGACUUUAAAUCUGGAAUAUAGGGAUAUCCAGACUUUGUUUUGUUUACAAGACAUAAUUGUCUUGACUGCCUAUUCCUGAAUCAGGAAUGUUGUUGAAUCCAGGUGACGGUGAACACUGGAGCAGCUUUGGAUGUGUGCUCUGUUGAAUUAAAAAAGUAUUUUCAAUACAA
This is a messenger RNA of Limanda limanda (common dab), 1783 nucleotides long. RefSeq names its product Golgi pH regulator (gene gphra). The coding region runs from base 194 to 1561 and encodes 455 amino acids. The record is from RefSeq and is a predicted model, not a curated record. NCBI's taxonomy places the organism in Eukaryota, Metazoa, Chordata, Actinopteri, Pleuronectiformes, Pleuronectidae. Gene Ontology annotation, biological process: intracellular pH reduction. The transcript is spliced from 14 exons. Gene Ontology annotation, molecular function: voltage-gated monoatomic anion channel activity. Gene Ontology annotation, cellular component: Golgi cisterna membrane.